Molecule: messenger RNA, 1125 nt
Organism: Zasmidium cellare ATCC 36951
Lineage: Eukaryota; Fungi; Ascomycota; Dothideomycetes; Mycosphaerellales; Mycosphaerellaceae
Exons: 2
Coding region: 1-1125 (374 amino acids)
Source: RefSeq, a predicted model, not a curated record
AUGCUCUCCGCCGAGGUCUGCGCCUGGUCCGGCAAGGAUCCCUUAUCCCUCCACAGCAGUAGCGACGAGACAUCCCUCCGAUACGCAUGGCAUUCCACCCCCCACGACGCCUUCUCGCAACUCCCCCAAACCGCCACAUACUUCCCUCUCCGCCCUCCACCGCCCCCGCAAGACUCCUCAACCACCCUCCUCCGCACGCACCUCUUCAACCUCCCCCAAGAACUCCACGACCUCAUCUUCGCCUACACCUUCACCCCACCCACCGCUCUCACCAUCCCCCUCGACGAAACCUACGCCCUCCCCGCGAUCUUGCAGGUCUCCCGACACACCCGCUCGCGCAUCCUGAAAACCUACUACCACGGCAAUGUGUUUGAGCCAAACGAAGCGAAGGAUGUCUGGCGGUUUUCGAACGCGGUUCCGGACGAGGUGAGGGAGGGCGUUAGGAGGGGUGUGGAGGAAGCUUGGGAGGGGAAGGGCAAGGCUGCUUAUUACCUUUCCGUCGGUCGAGAGAUGCUUUGGUAUGCUUGGCGCACAGAAGGCGAACUUGGGAGAGUUGCAACUCGAAAGGAGAAGGAGAGUUUGGAUGGUCGCGUCGGCGGGACUUUCUUCUUGCUCUUCACCAGAACGCAGCGAAAACUACCCGCACUGCCAUCACGGCUGAACCUCCCCCAAGCCGCUGCAACCAUGGCCGCCACCCCCCACACCAACCACACUUACAGCCUCCGAUGGCAACUCAUCCGUCUCCCCCAGGAGCUACGCGACAUAAUCUUCUCCUACACCUUCACGAUCCCCGCCGGCACCCUCAACCUCAUCAACAAAAAUUACAAGCCCCCGUCAAUUCUCCAAGUCUCCCACGCCACCCGCCAUCGUCUCCUCGAGCCCUACUACUGCCGCAACGCCUUUUGGGUCAUGUUCACCCGACCCGAGGACUUGGUGAAGUGGUACCUUGCGCAGCCGAAGGAUUGGAGGUUUACCAUGAAGUUGAGGAUUCCGGGGGGGGGGGGGGUGCGGUGGCCAAGGAAUACGAUUGAUCUGGAGGUGUUGGGCCGUUUGGUGAGGGUGGGUGAGGCGGGGGAGGGGUCGAGUUUUGAGACUGCGUGGGAGAAGUUGUCGUUGUCGCAGUGA